Molecule: messenger RNA, 2943 nt
Organism: Jatropha curcas
Lineage: Eukaryota; Viridiplantae; Streptophyta; Magnoliopsida; Malpighiales; Euphorbiaceae
Product: MLO-like protein 11
Biological process (GO): defense response
Cellular component (GO): membrane
Source: RefSeq, a predicted model, not a curated record
AAAAUGACGUCGUUUUCGCUUCUCAUUCCAGAUUUGAAAGCUGCAAGUGCAACUAUCCUCUCUCUGGCUCUCAUCGGCAUAUUUAAUUUCUGUGCUGGCAUAUCGGUGUUGUCCAUUGAAACACAGAGAUCAAAAACCAGAAUUAUCAAAGCAGUUCCGGAACUCGAGACCUCAAUCAAAGUUAUUUUCUUUUCAUUUCCCUGAUAAUAAAAAUCCUAAAGACCCAACUUCAAUGACUCUCUAUUUCUUAACAAUUUUAUAGGAUCAAUAAAAAAAAAAAACCUUUAAUUCUCCGCUUCUUUCUCCACUGGAUCUGCUUUCUUUCAAUAUGGUCAGUUCAAUUCAAUUACUUCAGUUUCCAUGAAAAUAUAGGGACGUUUCCCAGAAACUGUGUCUAGAAAGAGAGAGUGAGGUUAUUCAGUGAGAAAGCUGUGUUUAGGCGUUUUCUCUACUCAAAGAAGGGUGACAAAAAGGAAAAAUUCAUUUCUUUUGUUUAGUUAUAAUCAUAUAUAGCUUGAAAAUGUGAGUUACCCAUAAUUUAGAGUUGUCUUUUGUGCAUUGUUACUGUUGAAUAUAGGAAAAAAGAUCCAACUUUAGGAUUCUGUGAAUUUGAGAAGCUAAGUGUUUAAUGUAAUUGUAGUUUUAGAAAAUGGCUCCUGGUUUGUUUUUUGUGGUUCGCUUAAGAGGGAUUUUAGGGGUCAAGUUUUAAAAGAAAGUGUUCUUUUUGGUAUAUGAGUAGGAUUUGUUAAAUAUGGCAGAAAAUAGUAAAGAAAUGCGAUCAUUGGCUUUAACUCCAACAUGGUCUGUUGCAACUGUGUUGACAAUCUUUGUGGCUGUUUCUUUGAUUGUGGAGCGCUCAAUACACAGACUAAGCAAUUGGCUUCGGACAACUAAUCGGAAACCUUUGCUUGCAGCCGUGGAAAAAAUGAAAGAAGAGUUGAUGCUGCUUGGAUUCAUAUCACUCCUUCUUACAGCUACAUCAAGGACAAUAGCAAAUAUUUGCAUUCCAUCAAAGUUCUAUGAUAGUACUUUUACUCCUUGCUCUUUGUCUGAGAUUGGUGAAGAGAAGGAAGAUGAUUCUUCCCUAGGGCGUAAACUACUAAUCCUUUCUGUUCUUCGUUUCUCAUCCCGGAGAAUGCUGAAUGGCUUGGAUAGGAAUACCUGCAAAGAGGGACAUGAACCAUUUGUGUCAUAUGAAGGUCUUGAGCAGUUGCAUCGCUUCAUCUUCGUCAUGGCUGUCACACACGUAUCUUACAGUUGCUUAACAAUGCUGUUAGCUAUUGUGAAGAUUCAUAGUUGGAGGAUAUGGGAAGAAGAGGCUCAUAUGGACCACCAUGAUACAUUAACAGAAAUCACAAGAGAGGAGACCAUGAGAAGGCAAACAACCUUUGUCAGAUAUCAUGCAUCAAAUCCUUUGGCCAGGAAUAGUUUUCUUAUCUGGGUGACUUGUUUCUUUCGGCAAUUUGGGCGUUCAGUGGUACGCAUGGACUACUUAAUUCUCCGCAAGGGCUUUAUCACGAAUCACAACCUUCCAUUGAAAUAUGAUUUUCAUAGCUAUAUGAUUCGCUCCAUGGAAGAAGAAUUCCAAAGGAUAGUUGGUGUGAGUGGCCCAUUGUGGGGAUUUGUUGUUGCUUUUAUGCUGUUUAAUAUAAAAGGAUCUAAUCUCUACUUCUGGAUAGCCAUCAUUCCUAUCACCCUUGUCCUCUUGGUUGGUGCAAAACUACAGCAUGUUAUUGCAACCUUAGUGUUGGAGAAUGCAGGCAUAACUGGAUACUUUGCAGGAACAAAGUUAAAGCCUCGAGAUGAUCUUUUCUGGUUCAAGAAGCCAGAACUAUUGCUGUCCUUAAUCCAUUUUAUUCUGUUCCAGAAUGCGUUUGAGUUGGCUUCAUUCUUUUGGUUCUGGGUACCUCCUCUUCCAUUAUUGGAUUGUGGCAAUUUGGGUAUAAUUCCUGCUUUAUUAGAAACCAUUUACUGGUGUACAUACGGCUUAUCUUGGGGUUUGCUGGACAAUUCCUCUGCAGCUACAGCACCUUGCCACUUUAUGCCCUUGUUACUCAGAUGGGAACAAACUAUAAAGCGGCACUGAUCCCACAUAGGAUAAGGGAGACAAUCCAUGGAUGGGGAAAGCAAGCUAGAAGGAAGAGAAGGCAUGGGGGUUUGGCUGAUGAUGCUACAAUACAUACCGACACGAGUACAGUAUUGUCACUCGAAGAAGAUGAGCACCAAUUUCUUGAUAUUCCCACGAAUGCCAGUAAUCACAAUGAAAUCGAGAUACAGCCAGCUACUAUUACCUCAAGUAGUCCUGCUCCAUAUGCUAAUGAAUAUUCAAGUAGGGCCGGUACUCCUCUCCUUCGACCCUCAACUUCUGUUUCUUUAAAUAAGACCUCAAAUUCUUUCAAGGAAAGCGUUCCUAGAUCUUCUUCUAUGCCAACUAGAAAAGAAUGAAGCAGCUUAUAAAAUGAUGAUACUCGAGAAGACUUCCAGCGAUGGAGUUAGGUCUUAUAGGAAUUUUAUAAGAAAUGAGUGAAAAAAAAAAAAACAGAAAAACAGAGUGCUAGUAUUAGUUUGUCAGCUCAAGCAAGGUGCAUUAUUCCUUUCCUUCGCCGGUUCUUUUGCUUAUACAUAAUAUAAUCAAUGUUCAUAAGAUACUUCCAGGAUCGAAGUUGUAGCGCAAGUAACCUACUAGGGUGUCAAUACACCAGCUUUAUUACAAUGGAAUAUUUGCAGUAUUACAAUGUAACUUGGGUUUAGAAAUCAUACAAAUUCAUAAAUGUUUAUAUUUGCUGGAUUUUUAUAGAACUACUGUCAUGUAAUUUUUUAGUGGUCUUCAAUGAUAAAGUGUAACUCGGCCAUUUAUCCAAUGGAAACAAGAACCAAACUACUAUGAAAUAGCUUAUAUGCUGAAAGUAAUGCAAUGCUAACCCUCGACAAAUUUCACGUGAA